CUCACCGCGGUCCUGAGACGACACGGUGAAAUUCCGCUUAAAUGGCCGUCGCGUGGAAUCGCCACACGACCCGCAAGUCCAACCAAUACCAACAAGAAACGGUGUAGCGUCCUCGAGUUCGGUCUCGCUUAAGCGGCGUGGACAGGGGCGAGAAGAGAGGCGAGAGAGAGAGAAUCAGUGGCGGCUGGCAUCUGCGUUGGGAUCCGCAGAUGGUUGCAUAACAGCGUCGGUUCUCCUCCUACUCCUCGUCCCGCUCCUCCUUUCGGCCGGCCAGCCUCACCGCCGCAGCGAGCGAGGGAGGUGCGUGUGGGGCGAGGCUCUCCCUCACUAGUCUGCGCCGUGCUCCUGCUGGCUCCGGAGAAGAUGAUGCUGAGAGCCAGGGAGCCACGUGGAGUUCGCAAGCUCGCCCUCUGGCUCGCUUUGCACAGCCUCUUCGCCUCCUCGCUGGCUCAAGGCGCCGGCGAGGGAAAGCGGGACUACUGCAUGAUCGGGUGCAGCGCCCAUCGGCUCAUGGGCCUGAGGUUGCCCCUGGACGUCCCCAACACCGUCUACUGGUGGCCGGGCGCUGCCAACAGCAAGGUGCGGGUGGAAGGACCCAAUAUCUGGGAGUGGAAGGAUAUCGAGGAAUCGCAGAGGAAUCAGUGGCACGAGAUCACGACGACGCAGAGGGAUGACAACGACCCGGACACAAAAUAUGCAGAGUUUACCCGCGCCGAAUGUAAUCCCGAGAACGCUGGGACAUUUUAUCAAUCAAGCUCCAUUUUCUAUCGUUAUUCCAUCAAUUAG
Messenger RNA from Penaeus vannamei (Pacific white shrimp), 786 nucleotides. The record is from RefSeq and is a predicted model, not a curated record. NCBI's taxonomy places the organism in Eukaryota, Metazoa, Arthropoda, Malacostraca, Decapoda, Penaeidae.